Zychaea mexicana is the source of this 642-nucleotide messenger RNA. RefSeq lists its product as uncharacterized. Lineage: Eukaryota; Fungi; Mucoromycota; Mucoromycetes; Mucorales; Lichtheimiaceae. The record is from RefSeq and is a predicted model, not a curated record. The coding region runs from base 1 to 642 and encodes 213 amino acids. The transcript has 3 exons.
AUGGGUUUGCCUACCGAACUGUUCCUCAGUAUCGGUACCCGCUACAUAAUUACCUGCAACGUAGAUACGAGCGACGGACUCGUGAAUGGCGCGAUGUUCAAGUACGAGCCCACUGAUAGAAAGCAGCGAGAGAAAUGCCGAUCGCUAAUGGAGCGAGAAGGCAUCAGCGGUUGGACACCACUCGAGCACGUUACAAAGCUCAUCAAACCGCGACCGGAAUCUACAGUAGGCAUCAUUAGAAUGCAAUUCCCGCUGACACAUGUUGAAGCGAUUACAAGGUCAGACAUACGAAGUCGAGGUUAUCGUACUGCCUCGAAGACAACCCAAUCACUUUUUGCUCUACGUCGCCUGUUCAAGUGCAAAGAGACCAACCGGUCUUUAUCUGAUCGGAACUUUCCAAGCUCUGACGUCUUCAGCUUGAUCGAUGCCGUGUAUCUCACAUCAGACUUCCUAUUAUUCGCUGAGACAUGGACUUUACCAAGCGAUACAGACAGCUUGAACAUGAUAGGUUCAACCUCAUCACACGACAAGACUCGAACGCAGACAGAACAGCAAGACGCGCUCUCGGAACGUGUGCUUACAUUAGAAGCAAGGCGGUAUCCCGCAUCCGUCAUGAAAGCAGUCACAGCACUAACCCUAUGA